This is a messenger RNA of Salmo salar (Atlantic salmon), 933 nucleotides long. RefSeq lists its product as uncharacterized. Lineage: Eukaryota; Metazoa; Chordata; Actinopteri; Salmoniformes; Salmonidae. The record is from RefSeq and is a predicted model, not a curated record. Gene Ontology annotation, molecular function: protein binding.
CAAGGUGAUUUUAAAAGAGACUGAUGUUUGGAGUAUAUUGUAUUCUGAACUAGCUCCAUGCAUGUUUUCCCAAUGAGAGCUUUUCUAGUUCCACUGGUGUUGCUGAUCUGUCAUUUGGGAGAAGCUAAGAACAUUCCAAGUGAAGAUGAAUCCUCUCACUUACAGACAGCCCUUCACUUUGACAUCAAGUCUGAGCUGAGAGAUCUGAGAGACAUGAUGGUGCUGCAAAGAGCAGAGCUGAGCCACACCAUGACUGAACUACGAGACACUAAGACUGAGGUGGAGGGGCUGAAAACAGAGAUCUCAGUCAUGGAGUCCAGGCUGAUGAGUUCUGAAAGACAACUUGAGGCAAUGAAGACAGAGAAUGCAGUUUUUGUAACUCCAGCCGUACUGAGCAGGGUAACAUCCACUGAGAGGGAGGUUGAGAAACUGCAGAGGGAGAAUGCAGAGAGACCCAAGGUGGCAUUUUCAACCUCUUUGGGAAAAACUGGACACCUAGGACAAUUCAACACUGCCACCACCGUAGUCUACAAGAACAUCUUCACAAACACUGGUGGCCACUACAACCAAGCUACAGGUAUCUUCACAGCACCUGUGAGAGGGGUCUACCACUUCAGCUUCACAAUCGGUGAUUUUCUCCAGUCAACUGUUAUGGGCCUAUCCCUGUUCAAGAAUGAACAACAAAUAAUUCAUUCAGGGGAAGUAGGUGACCAUCAGCAGUUUAGGUAUGCAUCCAAUGCAGUCAUACUACAGCUGGAAGUGGGAGAUGUCAUUUUUAUGCAACUCCCUGCAAACUACAGGAUUUAUGAUGAUUCAAAUCACCGUAACACUUUUAAUGGCAUUCUACUCUUCCCUGUUUGAGAAAGUUUUAAAUGUGUUGUGAUGAUGAACAUCAAUGAAGUGCUUUUGAUCAAUGAAGUGCUUUUUGACCAA